This is a messenger RNA of Acanthocheilonema viteae, 624 nucleotides long. The record is from the annotation of a GenBank genome assembly. Lineage: Eukaryota; Metazoa; Nematoda; Chromadorea; Rhabditida; Onchocercidae.
AUGGAAAAUUUGCAAUCCAAAAGGAUAUGUUUUGAUGCGGAAGAUCGACCGCCACCAUCUUAUUGGCAUGGCGAAAUAGAAACGCAACCAUCAAAUGAUGAUAAUUUUAGAACGCCACAUGAAAAUGGAAAUUUACCUUCACCAAAACAAAUUAAUACCAAAAUAGAUCCUGAAGAAUGGUUAAAAGCACCGGAAUUUAUUCCUCGAUCCAGGCAGUUUUUGAAUGAAUCCUUUCGUCCUACUGAUCAAAUGAUAUUUGCAAAUAAUUUACCAGUUAAUAAUUCAAUCAAUCCAGUUGUUUUGCCCAACAAUAUUUUAAGACAGCAAACUCAAGCUCAUGUUGUAACUGGCAUACCAUUUUCACCCGUUCAUACUGUUCUUGAUCUACCACAACCAAUAAUGUCUGCACAAAAUAUGGUACCAUUUGCAAUAGGUCAACCGGCACCAUAUUUUAUUCCAACUGCAACUGUUGCACCACCACCGCCACCACCGCCACCACCCGUUGCAACAAUUAUACGUUUUCCGAUGCCACCAAUCAAUCAAACAGCUUUAGCUUUACGUGAUGCGCUUGGCAUGGUACCACCUGGCUAUUCUGCUAAUAUUACUCACAUAAAUUGCAAGUGA